AUGGCUCUUUAUUUCCUUUAUCCCGCCGUGGCCGCCGUUGCCCUGUUCAUCGUCGGCGUGAUAAUAGUCAUGCUGCGCUAUGGACCUCGUUUGUGUGGUUUGCGCCAUCAUGCACUUCCGGACGACGACGACCUGCGGGGGAAGUCCUACGAGCAUGAAAUUAGCUAUGCCUAAUCUCAUUUAGGGCUGUUAGAGAAAUCUUUUUUUACCGAAAGGAUCGCAGAAACCCAUGUAGUUUUGAGUAACGAGUAGACUUAAAAAAAAUUGUUUCUAAAACGUAAAACUACAUUUUGGAGUUCUGGGACAACUUAGGAUUUUUAAAAAAUUUCUCAGACAACCCUUAAAAUAAUUUUCAAACUUCUUAUACAUGCCGGCAAUGUUACAAAUUGCGUCUUAUAUAUCUCCCCAAAACUAACCUUAGCUGAUGUAAGACUCCACUAACCUUUCUGCACCCAACAACCAUACCUAUUUUGCAUGCAGUACAAAUAGCUUCAUUAGCAGCUAGAUUGGUUCGAGCCGUUUCCAUUCCAUUAACCGAAAACAGACAAUGUGCCUUCUAUGUAGAGACUUGUAAGAAUAUUAUGCCGUCCAAGUGUCUUUUAGUGCCGUAAGAUCGAAGUAUUUAACCCUACCCUUUUUGGGUAGUCUUAAGAUGCUGCAUUUAAAUUUGUCCCAUCUUCUAUUUUUACAAACCAUACAUAUCCAUAUAUCUACAAAAGUUAAUGCAAACUCUAUACAUUUGUAAUUGUCCGCUAAGUGUCCUAAUGACUUUUGAAAUUACAUGAAAUAAAGCUUCAAUUUACGGCCCCAAAAA
Drosophila ficusphila is the source of this 814-nucleotide messenger RNA. RefSeq lists its product as uncharacterized. NCBI's taxonomy places the organism in Eukaryota, Metazoa, Arthropoda, Insecta, Diptera, Drosophilidae. The transcript has a single exon. The record is from RefSeq and is a predicted model, not a curated record. The coding region runs from base 1 to 174 and encodes 57 amino acids.